Messenger RNA from Pimephales promelas (fathead minnow), 3236 nucleotides. NCBI's taxonomy places the organism in Eukaryota, Metazoa, Chordata, Actinopteri, Cypriniformes, Leuciscidae. The record is from RefSeq and is a predicted model, not a curated record.
GCCUGCGCGAAGUGCAGCAUAGACAGUAAUCGGGCUUCAGUUUUCUCCGUUGAAAUCAAUCUGGACGCUGUGUCCAUUUCUUUUACUGUCUAUGUAUCUCACAUUAACCGCUAAAGAGCCAACAGAAGUGAGGCUUGUUUUUGGAUUAGAGCAGGUCUGACGCGUCGCGCGCAUAGUUUAAGAAAGCGAAAGUAAACUGCAAGCGGAAGUUGAGACGAUGAUUCGAAAGUGAAAGACUGCGGACAAAAACUCUUAAAUUCAUGAUAAAAUUAUGUUUUUAUUAUAGUUCUCUUUUUUGUGUAAACCAUGAACAUUACGUUUGUUGUAGUAGCAAUACUCCUGGUAGUCGCUGAUGGCUUCACUUUGCGAGGUCCAUCUGCUCCUCUGGUUGCUCUUCUAGGAUCUUCAGUGGUUUUGCCCUGUUAUACUGAUAAACCUUUACCAAUGAAGGGUCUGGAGGUGGAGUGGAGAAGAACAGACUCAGAGACUCUGGUUCAUUUGUUUCAAUAUGGAGAGAGUCGACCAGAGGCCCAGCAGCAGGAUUAUCAGGACAGAGCUCAUUUCUUUACUGAUCAGAUUCAACAUGGAAACUUCUCCCUCCGUCUGGACAAUCUGAGAACAGAAGACAAAGGCAUUUACAGAUGUAAAGUUUACAGUCAGCAGUUUGCUGACAAAACCUUAGUUGAAAUAAAAUACGUUGAGUACUUGCUGGUAUCAGGAUCGAGUCGUUCAAUAUCUGCAUCUGUGGGGGAGGACGUCACUCUGAACUGCUCUGUUGACUCUCACAUCAAACCUAAACACAUUAAAAAGGUUUCAUGGAGGAAAACAGAUGAAGAUGAAGAUAUUCUGGUUCUGCUUUACCAGAACAAUGAGACUUUUCCAGGUUCAUCAGAUUUGCAAUACAGAGACAGAGUUGAGUUCUUCACUGAUGAAAUCCCCAAAGGAAACUUCUCUCUCAGACUGAAGAGUGUCAGAACUGAGGACAAAGGCGUUUACAUCUGUCAAGUGUUUGCUGGAGGACUUUCAGCCAAUACAACUGUGGUACUGGAGCAACUGGGUUUCUCUUCUCGGCACAUAACUGUGUUGUUUUUCUGUGUCGUUGCUGGAUUUGGAGCUGUGCUUCUGCUCUGUUGUCUGAUCUACUGCAGAGUUAAAAACACAGAAAACAGCAGAACAAUCUGGAAUCUUCAUCUUUCUCUGGUCUUUUGUCCAAAUGUCUGCAUGUUUUCCGCCUUCGUCCUCUGGGCUCUCACUGAAGGAUUUCUCCAUGAGACCGUCACUUGCUGCGCUCUGUUUAUUCUGAGGCCUGUCAUGUUGAUUUGGGCUUUGUCUUAUUUAAACUAUCUCAAAGACGACAUUAAAACAUGGAUCCGGUUUUUCAGAAUAACCAGUGAAUUUACUGUUUUCACAGUCGUUGUUAAUUCAGUUAUUUUUACAGAUGUCUGGAGAAAGACUGCACAUGAUACAGUCUGGGUACAUCGUGUAGUUUCUGGAUUAUGCUUUGGAGGAGUUCUGCUGUGGUGUCUCACCCUGAGUGGAAAGGAGUUCAGAAGGCUAUGCAGUCAGGAGCGGCCAAGACGGGCUUCCUCAAUCAUACGAACUCUAUUUUUUUUGUUUUGGAUUAUUCUUAUUCAAUUGAUCCAGUUGUUCUCCUCAUUUAAAAUUCCCUCUCCAGCAUUUGUUGUUGUACCAUGGGUUGCAGCACUGCUGUUUUUCUGUAUACCACUUUUACCUCGUCUACAAGCAGUAUUCAACUUUCAGAGAGGAUGGAUAACAUUGUGGAUGAUAACAAUACCACUCCUGGAUAUCAUCCUUUAUGUUUAUAUUCUUCUAACCAUAUUGGAAAGGGAGAAAGAUUACUUGGGAUGGAUCUGCAUCAUGUUAUUUCUGGAAGUCCUGAAGAUGAUGGUGAUCUUUGAAUACUGUGUGACAGAGGCAGAACAUUCAGGAAACCAGAGACGACAACAGACUGAGACAAACCAACAACGAUCAAAUACAUUGGAUCUCUGUAAUUUCAUCAUGUACAUGUUUGGAGCAGUUGGUCUUGUGUUGUUGAACUCUGUUACACUGGCAGCAGAACUGAUCCUCAAAGCACGUAACGGUGAGCGCGUCUUGAAGGAUCUGAGACUCAUCGUCUUCCCUUCCGAAUGUGUCUUUGCCUUGUAUUGGCUGAUUUUACUAAUGCACGCUGACUGGAAGGUUUUUACAACUAAAUUUACACACAAUCGAGGGAACACACAUCAAAGACACAGCCGUCAGCUCAGGGACUCAGCAGAGACUCAUGAAAUGGAGAAUCUGUCCACACCUGAUUCUGCUCUUUCACAGACACAGUGAUUUCUCCUGAAUAAUACCCAACUCAAUCAGACUGAAGACUUCCAAAUGUGUUGCAUUUGGUUGCAAAUAAUGCUUGGAUCGUUUUAUAUUGGUUGUCGGAUCAUUUCAAAGGUAAUGCUUUUGUGUGUUUGUUUCAUAAACAGCAACAUUUCGGUACAGCUCUUGUGGCGUGUUCGAAAAAAUGUGAAUUCAUUCAUCUGAGUAUUUAUUUGUUAAAUAUGUGAGAGUUAAACAUGCUUUGUAAAUGUUUAUGUGGUUGUUGCAUCGGUGAUCAGGAUUCAUGUUUCAGGUACUUUUUACUAUUGAUUGAUUGAUUGAUGAUGCACCAAUGCAUCUGCUUAUGUUUGUCUUUUUAUUUUAAUAAUGUCUCAGGGUACUGUAUGUAGCAAACACUGAGUUGGCUGUGCCAAACGUAAAUCUAUGAAAAUAUAUUUCUUAUGUUUACUAGUUACAAACCAGUUUGUAAAAACUCACAAAUCCAUUUGUAAUUGUCUGAAUUUUUAUAUGUGUGGGAGUGCAGUCAGAUAAAAAUAAAUGUUGAGAGAAUGCUAUUGAAGUCUUUCUUCAAUAGUUCAAUAAUAUACAAUGUAGAUUUAUUAAUCCCAGUCAAUCUUAUAUGAGCCUUAAUGAAAAACACUUAAUGGACCAACAUCACUUCGGCACUCUCUGGUGAAACUGGUUGUUGUUGGAAAAAAGUUGUUAGAAAGUCUGAAAAAGUUUUAAAGUAUAUUAAGUCUUCACAUGCUGAUUAUUAUUUUCCUGUGUUUACAGUAAUGUAAUCAGGCAGGUAAUCUACAAUUAUUUAUUGUAAUGGUUACACUAAUGUACAAAAACUCUUUGUCCCAAAAUGUACAAUCCAACAUAUUGCAAAAAAAUGUAAAUAAAUAAAUGUAAAUCCUUAA